Molecule: messenger RNA, 1448 nt
Organism: Haplochromis burtoni (Burton's mouthbrooder)
Lineage: Eukaryota; Metazoa; Chordata; Actinopteri; Cichliformes; Cichlidae
Gene: gtf2b
Product: general transcription factor IIB
Exons: 7
Coding region: 92-1048 (318 amino acids)
Biological process (GO): transcription preinitiation complex assembly; transcription initiation at RNA polymerase II promoter
Cellular component (GO): transcription preinitiation complex; nucleus
Molecular function (GO): TBP-class protein binding; RNA polymerase II general transcription initiation factor activity
Source: RefSeq, a predicted model, not a curated record
CGUACUCAUAUGGACACGUGAUCGAAGAAGUUAUAAAUAGAGGUGCCGCACUCGUUUGUUUCUUUGAAUUUGAGACAGAGCGAGGAGUGACAUGGCGUCUACAAGCCACCCAGGUGUUAUGGCCCUUCCCAGAGUUCAGUGUCCCAACCACCCUGAUGCCUGUCUGGUGGAGGACUACAGAGCAGGGGACAUGAUCUGCCCUGAAUGUGGCCUUGUAGUAGGUGAUCGUGUAAUCGACGUGGGCUCAGAGUGGAGAACGUUUUCUAAUGAGAAAGCCCUCAAGGACCCAUCCAGAGUGGGAGACGCCCAGAACCCAUUACUCAAUGGAGGAGACUUAACCACCAUGAUCAGCAAGGGAACAGGAGCUGCCAGCUUUGAUGAAUUUGGGAACUCGAAGUACCAGAACAGGAGAACCAUGAGCAGCUCUGACCGGGCCAUGCUCAACGCCUUCAAAGAGAUCAGCACCAUGGCGGAUCGCAUCAACCUGCCGAGGAACAUCGUAGACAGAACAAACAACUUAUUUAAGCAGGUUUAUGAACAGAAGAGCCUGAAGGGCCGAGCCAAUGAUGCCAUCGCGUCAGCCUGUCUCUACAUCGCCUGCAGACAGGAGGGUGUGCCGCGAACCUUUAAAGAGAUCUGCGCUGUGUCCCGGAUCUCAAAGAAAGAGAUCGGUAGGUGCUUCAAGCUGAUCCUGAAGGCACUGGAGACCAGCGUAGACCUCAUCACCACCGGGGACUUCAUGUCCCGCUUCUGCUCCAACCUCGGCUUACCCAAACAGGUGCAAAUGGCAGCCACCUUCAUCGCCAGGAAGGCCGUGGAACUCGACUUGGUGCCUGGCAGGAGCCCCAUCUCUGUAGCUGCAGCUGCCAUCUACAUGGCUUCCCAAGCUUCAGCAGAGAAGAAGACCCAGAAAGAAAUCGGAGACAUCGCUGGUGUUGCAGAUGUGACGAUCAGACAGUCGUAUCGACUCAUCUACCCACGGGCUGCAGAGCUUUUCCCCCCAGACUUCAAAUUUGAUACACCUGUUGAUAAACUGCCCCAACUGUGAAGAACACUCCUCUCGUACAGCACAACAAUUUCUGCUGUACCUACAAGAUCAUCACCAUUAUUAUUGCUGUUUUUUCUUUUAUAAAUGAUGCGUGUUGGUUUUGGAAGAUUUCUCUCGUCCUGCCUUAGACGACACCAAAGUCUGACAGGUGCAACGGACACACAUUCCAGUACUUAAAUAAACAGCUUGCAGACUGUACUUGCAGUAUUUCAUUUGAGUGUAUAUACUGUACAAUGUAUAUAUGUCCAAGUGGGAAGUGUAACUGAUACUUGCAAUUUUAGGCUGAUUUCCUACUGUACACAAAAACUUUUUUUUUGUAGAAAAUUACCAGUUUCUAUUUUGUUAGUGUUUGAAUUGUUCUGGGUAAUUUAAAUAAAAAUAAAAUUUCUCUUUAAACCAG